CACAGAACCACCAAGAGCUGGAGCACAAGACUUUGGACUGAUCUUUCAGACUUUUGAAGUAACUCCCUUUGUAUGUACACAAUUGUACACAAUUCCUUUGCCUACAUUCGUUGUAAAAGGAUCGAAUACUUCUGCUUCUACUGAGUAGGUAUAUCCAAAGCAAGCUCCUGCGUGCAUAGCCCAUGCGCCACCUACUGUAAGACGGAGCUGCCAGUGCAGAAAUGCUGCCAGCAUCUCCAUUCCAUCGCCAGGCUGGGACGGAAUAAAAGCGUGUUUGUGUGGCAGUGUUCCUUCUUAAAUAAAAAAAAAAGAGCCUCAUAGCCAAGAACAAGCUGAAAUAGCAUCUUCAAAAAUGGAGCGCAAAAUAAUCAGAAGAGAAAAAGAAAAGGAAUAUGAAGGGAAACACAACAGCCUGGAAGAUACUGACCAAGGAAAGAGCUGCAAAUCCACAUUGAUGACUCUCAAUGUUGGUGGAUAUUUAUACAUCACUCAAAAACAAACACUGACCAAGUACCCAGACACUUUCCUGGAAGGUAUAGUAAAUGGAAAAAUCCUCUGCCCCUUUGACGCUGAUGGCCAUUAUUUCAUUGACAGAGACGGGCUCCUCUUCAGGCAUGUCCUAAACUUCCUACGAAAUGGAGAACUUCUAUUGCCUGAAGGUUUUCGAGAAAAUCAACUUCUUGCCCAAGAAGCAGAAUUCUUUCAGCUCAAGGGACUGGCGGAGGAAGUAAAAUCCAGGUGGGAGAAAGAACAGCUAACACCCAGAGAGACGACUUUCUUGGAAAUAACAGACAAUCAUGAUCGUUCACAAGGACUGAGAAUCUUCUGUAAUGCUCCUGAUUUUAUAUCAAAAAUAAAAUCUCGGAUUGUGCUGGUGUCAAAAAGCAGGCUGGAUGGAUUUCCGGAGGAGUUUUCAAUAUCAUCAAAUAUCAUUCAAUUUAAAUACUUCAUAAAGUCUGAAAAUGGCACUCGACUUGUACUAAAGGAAGACAACACCUUUGUCUGCACCCUGGAAACUCUGAAGUUUGAGGCAAUCAUGAUGGCUUUAAAGUGUGGAUUUAGACUGCUAACUAGCCUGGACUGCUCCAAAGGGUCAAUUGUUCACAGUGAUGCACUUCAUUUUAUCAAGUAAUUACCUGUCUCACGAACAAAGGCAACAUGCAUGCAGCUAGGAGCUUCAGAAAACCACAGCAUCAAAGGCAUCCCAAAUAACGUGUUCAGCUAGCUCUGUCCUACAGAGCCUGGCUACUAAUCAAGCACUGUGAGCUGACGGUAUGUAAAUUCUAUAGCUAAAGAUGUCUUCUCCGGUGGUCCUGCUGCUCAGACUCUUGCACCUAAAAUGAAAACAGUGGUCUUCUAUAUGUAAAUAAAGACUGAAUGCUUUUGCUAUUUGUUUAUUUUUCCUAAGCUGUCUU
This is a messenger RNA of Dipodomys ordii (Ord's kangaroo rat), 1415 nucleotides long. It is a transcript of the gene Kctd4, whose product is annotated as potassium channel tetramerization domain containing 4. NCBI's taxonomy places the organism in Eukaryota, Metazoa, Chordata, Mammalia, Rodentia, Heteromyidae. Gene Ontology annotation, biological process: protein homooligomerization. The record is from RefSeq and is a predicted model, not a curated record. Gene Ontology annotation, molecular function: protein binding. Bases 353 to 1132 code for a protein of 259 amino acids. The transcript has 2 exons.